GGAAAAUGGCGGCGAUCACACAACUUCUAAGCAGAUAAACAACAAAGUUUUGUCCUGUAUUGUGGAAUCUAUCAAGCAUUUCCAGCUAUAACGGAUAAAUACUGAAAAAAUAGUUUUCAAAGAAACAAGAUUAACUCUCUGAUUGCCACAACUGCGUGAGUAUGACCUGAGUUGUCAAGGUUACAAGGGAGCCGUGCAGACUUGUCAUGGACUACAAUGGAGCCCAGCACUUCAGGAAGCGGAUCAAGUGUCACGGUGGGAGCCGGAGGCAGGAGCAUCAGGCAGUCUCUUCGCACAAAAAAAGCAAAGGUGAGCUUCUCACCUACACUAAACAAUGCAGCAUCGUCAUCCAGCAGCCAGACUGGGGGCACAGGGACUAGGUCCGGCCAGGGUCAACAGGCAGAGAAGAAUGGCCCCACAAAGGUCAACAACAACCAGACAGCCUCUGCCAUUGGUGGCCUGCUAGGUCACGCUUCCCCAAACAAAACACAGACUCUCCGGGAUCUUCUGGCCUCCACUCAGUUUAGUAUGAAGCCACGCAAGCGGUCCAACAAGAGGAAGAGUAUAGCUGCGCAGAUAGCCCAGACAAAGGAGGGCUGCAUUGACAUGACGCCAGACUCCAUCCUUGUAAACACAAACCUCAAGGCAUUACUAAACUAUGACACUUUCAACAUGCUGCCUGCUGCAUACCGGUACAAACUCAUCACACUGCUGCCUGAGUGUGACAAACUACCCGACACAGAGAACUCACUCAGGAGUAAAUCACGAGCAUUCUUCUCGAUCUGCUAUCCCCUCACGCCAGCUCAGUCACAGAUUUUCAUUACCGUGGUGUGCUACAGCACUGUAUCUGGGAUGACCAGUUUUGACCCAGGCUGUAUCAACUCCUGUGGUUGUCUCGUCACCUUCUCGCUCGACCGGACACAGGAGGCCUAUCAGGAAGUUCAGAAAGAUACCAAUUUUCAGGAGGGACUCAUCAUUCCCUGUUGA
Haliotis rufescens (red abalone) is the source of this 987-nucleotide messenger RNA. RefSeq names its product polycomb group protein ASXL1-like. The record is from RefSeq and is a predicted model, not a curated record. The transcript is spliced from 6 exons. Gene Ontology annotation, molecular function: chromatin binding. Gene Ontology annotation, biological process: animal organ morphogenesis; positive regulation of transcription by RNA polymerase II. NCBI's taxonomy places the organism in Eukaryota, Metazoa, Mollusca, Gastropoda, Lepetellida, Haliotidae. Gene Ontology annotation, cellular component: PR-DUB complex. The coding region runs from base 217 to 987 and encodes 256 amino acids.